Messenger RNA from Mesorhabditis belari, 855 nucleotides. NCBI's taxonomy places the organism in Eukaryota, Metazoa, Nematoda, Chromadorea, Rhabditida, Rhabditidae. The record is from the annotation of a GenBank genome assembly.
AUGUGUGACGAGGAAUAUUCAAGCGCGAUUGGAGAAAAGAGAUCUUUUCUUCUCCAUUGCAAUCACACCAUCUGCACGGGAUGCUAUCUGAAGGCUCGACAACCGACGACGAGCGCUCAACGACCGACGACGAGCGCUCAACGACCGACGACGAGCGCUCAACGACCGACGACGAACGCUCAACGACCCACGACGAACGCUCAACGACCGACGACGAACGCUCGACAACCGACGGCGAACGCUCAACGACCAAAACCAGACACUUUCAAGCAAAAAAUCACUUGCCCAACUUGCAUGAAGUCGAGUUUUUUCAAAAGUGAAAACAAGAAAAAUCAAUUUCAAGAUUUUAUGAAUGAGUUGCCCAAGAUGACACGACAAUUGGAAGCAACCAGAAACGCUCUUGGCUGUGAGGAGUGUCAUGAAAAGUUCAUUGCUGAUGUGAUGUUUCACUGCUCUCAAUGCGUCUCUCAGAUCUGCGGUGCCUGCGCUUAUCUGAAACAUCGCUUACAUAAGGCAAAUCGUCUUUUGAGAAAAAGGGCAUCUGACAUGAUGCUGCAACAUUGGGUGGAUUCGUCGAGUGCCAUUAAAUCGUGCGAUAAAAUGCUCGACCAAUUGAAUGAACAACUUUCUGAGGAAAUCAAUUCGUUCGGAUUGAAACUGCUUUCAAAGACCUACACUUAUAAAAAUGCUCUAACUUUUUCCAAUUUGUAUGAGAAUCACGAGGAGUUGACAAAGUUAAGGACGGAUUUCGAAGCGUCGGUUGAAGAAUACUUGCCACAUCUACACAAUUUUGGCACAAAAGUCAAAGAAUUGAUCCAAGCGGUUGACAAAAAGCCCGGCGAUGAUCCGAUCGCU